This is a messenger RNA of Lineus longissimus, 2980 nucleotides long. RefSeq names its product excitatory amino acid transporter 3-like. The transcript has 9 exons. Gene Ontology annotation, cellular component: plasma membrane. The record is from RefSeq and is a predicted model, not a curated record. Gene Ontology annotation, molecular function: neutral L-amino acid transmembrane transporter activity; glutamate:sodium symporter activity; L-glutamate transmembrane transporter activity. Lineage: Eukaryota; Metazoa; Nemertea; Pilidiophora; Heteronemertea; Lineidae. The coding region runs from base 808 to 2409 and encodes 533 amino acids. Gene Ontology annotation, biological process: L-glutamate transmembrane transport.
AACACAAACAUAGCAAACAUUCCAUCAGAGGUGGACGAAAAAUCUUUGUUGUGAGAAACGAGGAUAACAGGAUUUUUUAGACUCACGGUUUUGACUAGUUAUCGCAAACUUCAUCGGACGGGCUUCCUUUUCCCGUAUUUCCAAUUGCUUACGGACCUCUUUUUUGUCGGAUAUUGUGAAAAGUAAAACAAGUUGCGACUUGAAUUGUGACUGGUGGAACGGCGUCCUAUAAUAGACGUUUUAAUUACUAACAAUUAGUUUCUCUAAUUAGAGUUUCUACACUCGUAUGAAAACCCACUCGUGUGACUGCAGGAAAAUAUUCUCGUCGGAUUCUCAGACUUUUCAAUUUCACAUAACACCAAUGUGCGACAUCACCGCGUGACUGAAUAGCCAAGGAAAUUCCCGCCAAACAAUAAACUUUUGUUUCAGCAACAAGGAAGUCUUCGCAACUCUCUGAAACCCGUCGAUUUCGUUGACUGCAAAACAACUCUGAUAUUUCAAUCUCGAGGGGAAUAUCUUUUGUUCAAUUCAGACAGCCAUUUUGGGCGAGCACAACAAUUCUUAUCUACAUGUGGUUGAUUCACACGGCAAACAGUGUUUGUAUCAAACAUUACUUGUGUGUUACGUCAUCAGAUAUCGCGGUUUACGUAACAUAAAUUCGGGUAAAUUCUGACCACUCCCAACACAUUUAUAUUGACCUAUUGGAUUUUUUGUUUGGAAUUUUCGAAUAGAGAUAGAUAGUUGUAACUCAACUGUGACGUUCCUUUCUUGUGACUAUUUUAACACCCAGAACGUUAACCCAAUAACAUGGCGACAGAAAACGGUGGAAUAUCCUACUCAAGUAAUCAGGUGGCGCUCGAUGGUAUCAGCGGAAGUGACGUAGGGAAAGAGAGCCCAUCAUGCGGCAGACGAUUUUUGCGCGGGCUGAAGAAAAAUCUCCUCCUUUUAUUGAUGAUUCUGGGAAUUGCUGCUGGUAUCGGCAUGGGUGCUGGAAUUCGUAUGGUGGAUCCCCCGUUCACGGAAAAGCAAGUGAUGUACUUCCGGUUCCCUGGAGACAUUCUCAUGCGCAUGCUCAAGAUGUUGAUACUUCCGUUGAUCGUCUCCACCCUGAUUGCAGGGUUAGCCAGUUUGGAUGCGCGUGCUUCCGGAAGGAUGGGACUAAGAGCUGUGAUCUAUUACUUCUCCACAACAAUAAUUGCAGUGAUAAUAGGCAUGAUUCUGGUAUCUGUGAUUCAACCAGGUGCUCAGUCUACAGUUACGGUGACUGGUGGUGAGGCGAAAGUUGUGGACACCGCGGAUGCUUUCCUUGAUCUCAUUAGGAACUGUUUCCCCGACAAUAUAGUGGUGGCGACCUUCAAGCAGUCCACCACGGCGCAAGUACCGAGGGUGGUCCAGCGGAAUGUCACGAUAAACCCUGAAGGAAACAGUACGGCAGCGCCGUAUAACACCACCAUUGACGUCACAGAGUAUGACGCAGUGCCGGGCAUGGGUGACGGCAUGAACGUGUUGGGUCUUGUAGUCUUCUCUAUUGCGUUGGGUCUCGUGAUCAGCAAGAUGGGGAAACAAGGAGAAAUCCUGACACAGUUUUUCGAGGCGUUGGGUGAGGCGACGAUGAGACUGGUAGCUGUAGUGAUUUGGUAUUCCCCCGUCGGUAUCAUGUUCCUCGUCGCCGCGGAAAUCAUCAAAAUGCCGGAUCCUGCUGAAGUUCUCCGACAACUUGGCCUUUAUAUGGCCACAGUCCUCGCCGGGCUCGCCAUCCACAGCAUAAUAGUCCUGCCUCUUAUAUAUUUCGUCUGCGUGAGGAAGAACCCGUUCAAAUAUAUUGCUGGCGUUGUACAGGCCAUGAUCACUGCGUUUGGUACAUCUUCAAGUUCCGCUACCCUUCCAGUCACGUACCACUGCCUCGAAGACAAAAAUGGCGUAGACCGCCGUGUGACAAGGUUUGUCCUCCCCGUAGGAGCAACAAUCAACAUGGACGGUACUGCUCUCUAUGAAGCGGUCGCGGCAGUUUUCAUCGCUCAGUUGAAUAAUGUUCCCUUGGACGUCGGGAAAAUUAUCACCAUCAGUGUCACAGCGACCGUCGCCUCUAUCGGGGCUGCAGGUGUCCCCCAGGCCGGACUCGUGACCAUGCUCAUCGUCCUCACGGCUGUCGGACUCCCCACUGAAGACGUCACGAAAAUACUCGCAGUUGAUUGGCUGUUGGACCGAUUCCGCACGACGAUCAACGUCAUGGGAGACGCCAUCGGCGCAGGAGUGGUCGAACACCUCUCAAGGCGGGAACUGAAGAAGCUGGACAGACUGGACGCCGCAACAGAUGCUGAGAAACAAGAUGAAGAAGAGCACACGACAAAACAGAAUGGCGGAUUUGAAAACAAGGCAUUCACGUCAAACGAAACGACAACGUUUUGAAAGUUCCGAAAUAUAAAAACCUUUGAAAAUUUCCGAUUUUGGGGGAUCAGAUCUUAGGAUGUUUCGGGGACUUCCGAAAAAUUUCCGGACCGUCCAGAAAACGUCAUUGCUUCGCUUUAAGAAUGUGAGAACAAUGCAAAGUGUAAAAUAUUUGUAAAUAUUAUUAGGAAUCGUGGUCUUGGGUGGAAACACUUUGAAAAUUAUAAUUGGUUGUGGUGGCGGUUCUACUGUAGUGUAAGCUGUCAUCGGUAGAGUAGGUUAGACGCGAGACGUCGUGAAUUUGAAACCUCUCUAGUUUUGGUGGCAAGGUCAAUGAACGGUUUAGAAAUAUAUAGCCAACUACCUCAUUAAAAGAUCCAGCGUCUGUGUUAUUCGUUUUCUUCAGUCAACACAGCCAUUCUUUGGGCCAGGGUCCCGAACAAGCCUUGCGGCGACAGGGCCCACAAUGUGUCUUUAUCAUGGGAAAGCAACACGUUUUGCGUCAAUACGGUACACAAUUCUUCUGAGAUUGAAUCGGCAUAGCAAUCAGGGACAUGGGGACAGGGUCCAGGCAUGCUAGGGCCGGGAACCA